GUAUUUCCGUUAAGUCCCGGAAGCUAUGGUGUUACACGUGAGGCGACGAAAGUGAGCGUGCUCUUCUUAUAUUAGGAUACUGCAUAGUAAAUCAUGAAUACUUUUGAUGAGGAGUCGUUAUCCCAAUCAGAAUCUGAAAAUGAGAACUCGGAUCUAUCAGACGGCGAGCUUCAGGAAGCCUUCAGUAAAGGAUUGCUGAAACCUGGCUUAAACAUUUUAAUUGACAAGAAGGAGAAAGGUGUCAAUAAUGUGGAAGGUCUAAAGAACUGCUUGGCAGAUUUUAAGAAGGACAUUAACUGGGAGGAGAGGCUGGAUAUUACCAAAGGGCUGGGCCCUGACAUCAUGGCCACUAUCGACAGCAAAAAUAAUGUGGAUGACAACAGUGAGGUCAAUGCAGAAGAUGACUUCCAGAGGGAAAUGUGUUUUUACCGCCAGGCACAAGCUGCCAUAUUGGAAGCCUUGCCACGGCUACACAAAUUAAAGAUACCAACCAAGAGACCAGAAGAUUAUUUUGCUGAGAUGGCCAAGUCUGACCAGCACAUGCAGAAGGUUCGGGCCAAGUUGUUACAGAAGCAGCAAGCUAUGGAGAGGUCAGAGAAAGCCAAAAAGCUUAGAGAACUUCGAAAGUAUGGCAAAAAGGUACAAGUACAGGUCCUGCAGAAGAGGCAGAAAGAGAAGAAAGCCAUGAUGACCGCAGUGAAGAAAUAUCAAAAAGGGAUGGUAGACAAACUUGAUUUCUUAGAAGGGGAUGCAGAAAGAGGCAAGAAGAAUACUGUGACAGCGUCCAAGUCCAAAUCUGCCAUGAACAUGAAAGGAUCUAAUGCCAAAAGAAAGUACAAGGACAAGAAAUUUGGCUUCGGUGGCAAGAAGCGUGGCUCCAAGUGGAACACCAAAGAGAGCUAUGACGAUGUUUCGGGUUUCAGAUCCAAGGUUGCACAUGGGAAAGUUGGUGGAAUGCGUGGAAAAGGGGGUAAAAAGGCAGUAAAUAACCGACCAGGCAAAAAUGCAAGGAAGAAAAUGAGAAAUCGAUCUAGAUAAGCACAAACUCGGGGCCUUGAAAUAAGUUGCAAGCAAAGUUCUAUCUCAGACAGGUAUUGAGCUUGGAUAUUUUUCACAGGCCGUGCUUUAUCUGUGAAAAUUAAAAACUGGUUUGCGUGUUCUCAGCUCUCACAAGCACCAUAUUCUUCCAGCUACUCACCAGGAGUGAACCCAGAAACAACACUGGAAGCCAACUGGGAAAAUGUGCAGAAGCCAAUUUUGUUGCUUCAUUGAACUGCCAAAGAAACUGUUCAUUGUACAAAACUGAUGGCAGAAGUAAAAUGUUGCGUUCAAGCUGCAUUUCACAACAAAAGUGUAAUAGAUCUGGACAUCUGUUUGUAAUUCACUUUAUUUUUUCGUAAAUAAAUAUGAGUGUUUGUUAGACUUUAA
Molecule: messenger RNA, 1428 nt
Organism: Polypterus senegalus (gray bichir)
Lineage: Eukaryota; Metazoa; Chordata; Cladistia; Polypteriformes; Polypteridae
Gene: ebna1bp2
Product: EBNA1 binding protein 2
Exons: 9
Coding region: 94-1038 (314 amino acids)
Biological process (GO): ribosomal large subunit biogenesis; rRNA processing
Cellular component (GO): nucleolus; preribosome, large subunit precursor; nuclear periphery
Source: RefSeq, a predicted model, not a curated record